GUUUACGCAGUACUAAAUAUGAGCGGAAGAGGCAAAACCGGUGGCAAAGCCAGGGCUAAGGCCAAGACUAGGUCGUCCAGGGCUGGGCUCCAGUUCCCGGUCGGACGUGUGCACAGGCUUCUGCGUAAAGGCAACUACGCUGAGCGUGUAGGCGCCGGCGCACCCGUGUAUUUGGCCGCCGUGCUCGAGUAUCUGACUGCUGAGAUUCUGGAGUUGGCUGGCAACGCUGCACGCGACAACAAGAAGACUCGUAUUAUCCCCCGUCAUCUGCAGUUGGCUGUCCGUAACGACGAGGAGUUGAACAAGCUGCUUGGCGGAGUCACCAUCGCUCAAGGUGGCGUGCUGCCUAAUAUUCAGGCAGUGCUGUUGCCCAAGAAGACUGACAAGCCAGCUAAAGCCAAGUAA
Molecule: messenger RNA, 405 nt
Organism: Chanos chanos (milkfish)
Lineage: Eukaryota; Metazoa; Chordata; Actinopteri; Gonorynchiformes; Chanidae
Product: histone H2A-like
Exons: 1
Coding region: 19-405 (128 amino acids)
Cellular component (GO): nucleosome
Molecular function (GO): DNA binding; protein heterodimerization activity; structural constituent of chromatin
Source: RefSeq, a predicted model, not a curated record